Archocentrus centrarchus (flier cichlid) is the source of this 2295-nucleotide messenger RNA. It is a transcript of the gene dnajc21, whose product is annotated as DnaJ heat shock protein family (Hsp40) member C21. The transcript has 12 exons. Gene Ontology annotation, cellular component: cytoplasm. Bases 306 to 1901 code for a protein of 531 amino acids. NCBI's taxonomy places the organism in Eukaryota, Metazoa, Chordata, Actinopteri, Cichliformes, Cichlidae. The record is from RefSeq and is a predicted model, not a curated record. Gene Ontology annotation, molecular function: nucleic acid binding; zinc ion binding.
UUAUGAAACGAAGAAGAAAUCUCGCGAGAUUUAGUGGCUUCACCUCACAGUCUCGCACACAGUCGUGUCUUACGGUCACGAAAAGCGUUGUAAAGUAAUUUCAGGGAUAGAAACUAUUUGUCAGUGACAGAAAUAGUAAAUAUGUGAUAUCUGAUAUUACAAUACUGUCGCUACUACUUAUUAAAUCUGGCUUUUUAAGAGAUACAGCGGAGAUGCUAGCCGGUCGCUAGCUGAAUGCUAACGUUAACGUCGCUUGGGACAACGUGUGCUCAUUGAUUCCGUUUAUUAGGCUCCUCUUAUUAAAAAUGAAGUGUCACUAUGAGGUGUUGGGUGUGAAACGAGACGCGGGAGACGAGGAUUUGAAGAAAGCUUAUCGUAAAUUAGCCUUGAAAUGGCAUCCAGAUAAAAACUUGGACAAUGCAGAGGAAGCAGCGGAGCAGUUCAAGUUGAUUCAGGCAGCUUAUGACGUCCUGAGUGACCCACAGGAGAGAGCCUGGUAUGACAAUCACAGGGAGGCUUUGCUGAAAGGAGGGCUGAGUGGGGAUUAUGAAGAUGACAGCAUUGACCUGCUGCAGUACUUCACUGUCACCUGCUACUCCGGUUACGGAGAUGACGAGAAGGGCUUUUACACCGUUUACAGGAAUCUUUUUGAGUCCAUUGUUAAGGAGGAGUUGGAGCACAGCAAGGUGGAAGAUGAGGAAGAGGAAGAGGAGUUUCCUCCCUUCGGAGACUCGCAGAGUGAUUACGAUACUGUAGUGCAUGUGUUUUAUGGCUACUGGCAGAGCUUCUGCACUCGUAAAAACUUUGCUUGGAAGGAGGAGUAUGAUACAAGGCAGGCCUCCAACCGCUGGGAGAAGAGGGCCAUGGAGAAGGAGAACAAAAAGACUAGAGAAAAGGCUCGAAAGGAGCGCAACGAUCUGGUGCGACAACUGGUGGCCUUUGUCCGUAAGCGCGACCGCCGCGUGCAAGCCCACAGGAAGCUGGUGGAGGAACAGAACGCCGAGAAGAUUAAGAAGGUCGAGGAGCUGAGACGGCAGCAGAAGCUCAAACAAGCCAAACUGGCAGAGGAGUACAAGGAGCAGAGCUGGGCGGCCAUGUCUGAACUUGAGAAGGAGCUGCAGCAGAUGGAAGCUCAGUACGGGAAAGAGUUUGGAGAUGCAUCGGAAAGUGAAGAGGAGGAGCUGGAGAAGAACAGUGAAGAAGGAGGAGAAGCAGAGCAGCUGGAUGGAGACGAGUUGACGAUUGACGAUUACGAUGAUCUGUACUGCCCAGCAUGUGAUAAAUCCUUCAAGUCAGAUAAAGCUAUGAAAAACCAUGAAAAGUCUAAAAAGCAUCGGGAGAUGGUGGCCUUGCUGAGGCAACAGCUGGAGGAAGAAGACGAUGCACUUGGUUUGAACCUGGAUGGAAAGGAGGGAAGCGAGAAUGAAAAUGAAGGGGAAGAGGAGGAAGAGGAAGAAGAGGAAAAGCCAAGGCAAAAGCUGUCCAAAAAACAAAAGAGGAAAAGAAAACAGCAGAAAACGGUCCCCCAAAGUGCUCCAGGGGAGGAAGACAAGGAAGAACCAACACUGACCACCUGUGAGGAGGAAGCCUCCAAGAAGUCAGCAGACCGCACAGAGCCUGAGAAGCAGGAUGAUCUGUCUCCCACAGAGGGCAAGAGCACUGGAAAGACAAAGGGAAAGAAGGGAGGAGGAAAAGACAAACCAAAGAAUGUCAAGCUGCACACAGACCAGUUUCCUGAGAAGGAAGUAAAUCUCUGCUGUGUUACCUGCAACAACGAGUUCCCCACAAGAAACAAACUGUUUGACCAUCUGAAGUCCAGCGGCCACGCUACAGCCCUCACCGGAAAUGCUUCUCACAGUUCCAUGAGCAAAAGCAAAAAAGACAAGAAGAAGAACAGAUAACGCAUCAUCACCUGGACUUUUGAACCUGAAAAAGUUUGACUCAGCAGGGACGAUGAAAAAGGCUUUAAAAAAAAGUCCUUGAAAGCGGUCUAAAGUGGACAGUACUGGCUGACUCAGCAGAUAGCUUUUUUUUUUUUUAAAAAUGACACUAUGAUGUUCAGUGAUGUAGUUGUGUGAAAAAGUGAAUCAUCCACAUUGGAAUGAUUGAAACUUCCUGAGCAGCCCUUCAGCACAUUUCUCUGUAGCUUAAAACAGUCUUCAUACUGAAACCAGUAUCCGGAUGUGUAUAGGAUGCUCUCAUCCCCAUUAUCAAAUCUGUACUUCUCCAGGAAACCUCUCUCCUUGUUUGCCUGUAUCGGUAUUACUAAUAAAGGUGAUGCUGCGGGUUGGUAUA